Molecule: messenger RNA, 1371 nt
Organism: Fusarium oxysporum Fo47
Lineage: Eukaryota; Fungi; Ascomycota; Sordariomycetes; Hypocreales; Nectriaceae
Product: P-loop containing nucleoside triphosphate hydrolase protein
Exons: 1
Coding region: 1-1371 (456 amino acids)
Biological process (GO): double-strand break repair via homologous recombination
Cellular component (GO): cytoplasm; nucleus; chromosome
Molecular function (GO): 3'-5' DNA helicase activity; four-way junction helicase activity
Source: RefSeq, a predicted model, not a curated record
AUGUCGCAGCUAGCAUGGCAUGUACGGCAGAUUCGUACACAGACUGUCUGGCUGACAGCGACACUGCCACCAAUCUAUCAAGAGCUUUUCUUUGAGCACAAUAAGCUCGUGCGGCCGCAUAUCGUCCGAGAGUCAACAAACCGUCCUAACAUCCGAUAUAUCGUCCAGCAAGAACGUGGGCUAGGCAAUCUAUGUGAGCAGGCAGCUUGUCUUGUACAGUCUUGCUGGACCCGGACAGACCUGUUCAAGAGCGAGCGGGACCGGGUCAUUGUAUACUGUCCGACGAAGGAUCUCGUGGCAGAGCUUGCUGACAUGCUCGGCUGUCCGUCCUACACAGCCGAGUCCGGCACAGAAGAAGAGAAGAUGGCGAUCAUAGAGCGAUGGCUAACAGCAGCCGAUUCGCCUAUCAUCGUGGCGACGUCAGCGCUGGGUCCUGGGUUUGACUACCCUCAUAUUCGAUUGGUCAUUCAUGUCGAUGCACCGAGCCUUCUGACGGAUUUCUCUCAAGAGUCAGGUAGAGCGGGUCGGGAUGGCGAAGUAGCCGAGUCGAUCAUUUUACUUAGCGCAGCCUGGCAGCCGCAGUUAGGUCGACCUGUAGCAGCAGACAAAGAGGCCAUGCAACUGUAUCUUUUGCAGGAAUACUGCUCGCGCGGGGUCUUGAGCCAAUUCCUUGAUAGCAAACCUGACUGGCGGUGGUGCAUGGAGGGCGAUGAGCUCUGUAGCGUUUGUCCCAAGCAUCAUGCGCAAUGCCGACCGCCUACCCUAGAGUUCCAUCUACCGCGGCCCCUACGUGAUGAGACUGAAGCCGGACAGGACGAGGACAACGGCAGCGCUGACCUUACCGUUAGCGAGAUGAUCUUUACUGGACCUGCCGAGGUGCUCCGUCAGGACCAAGUACGUGAUGAAGAAUUGAGUCGGUAUGAAAGAGAUCUUGAGACAAUGAAAGGCUGCUGUCUCUAUUGCCGCGUAGAAGGAAAAUCGUUUGAGCAUACCGUAACAGCUUGUGCUCGACGUUUUGAUUGGAUUCGAGCUAAGCAAAAAGCACUUCGAGACUGUCAGAGCAAGAAGAAGGAAUGGAUGGACCGGCACGCUGUGUGCUGGAAGUGUUACCAGCCGCAAGAGAUCUGCCGAGCUGCGGAUCCAGAGUACGAAGGGGACAACUCAUGCCAAUACCCAGAUAUGGUAAUGCCUCUAUGCUUUGGCGCAUUUAGUCGACCAGGCCGUACUAAAUGGUUCUUGAAGCAUUUUAACGAGUCAUUUAAGACAUGCCAGGAAUACAUGUUGUGGCUUGGUAAAGGUGCCUCUCUUGGCGGUAGUCGAUGUGUGAACGCCAACUGUGUAGCUGCUCUUUUACUGGGAGAAUUGGAGUAG